GUAGCGCUGCUGCCUUUAAUGACAGUGAGGACAAAAUGAGUACGUUCAAUACAUCUGAACUGUCAAAUAUUAAUACAACUGACGAUGAAGAUGACGACACUACAGGUAGCAAUGAACUAAUCAGAGCCCUUCAGUCCUUACACUCGAAUGAUUCAAUUGAAACAACUGAUCCAGAUGAUUUAGAAGAAGAAACAGAGAUGCGAGACUCUUCUGUUCAGGUAUCAGAAGAAGAUAUAGUUGCAAGUUGGUUGAGAACACGUGCGUUAAUUUCUGAAAAUCCACUUCCUGAAGUUGAUCAACUGGAACUAAACAACAGGUAUUUUCCUUUCCGUGUUUACAGCGAAGAAAAUAUACGUUUUCACGAAUUAGAGCGAGACACUGAAGAAAUGAGUGAGAAAUUAGAAAGCGUGAGUCUUCCAGAUGACUAUAGAGCAGAUUUCGAUUAUCAACAGUAUCCCUUUUUCGAGACGGGUUAUAGUCAGACGCAUUACAUACAUAGUCAGCAAUAUUCCACAGAAGGAGAAUAUGGUUUUUCUGAUCGUAGUAAUGUUCUAGCUUUGAAAUUGAAACGGCUGACCGAAUUGAGGGAGCAAUCUCAACAAAUACGAAAGAAAAUCAUCGCUUCAGAUUCUCUGGGAGGAAACCAAGAAAGGAGGUCCACAAUGCCAGGAGGAAUAUCUCGACCAUCAUUAGGUUAUCUUUCCUCCCAGAAUCGUACUCCAAGUGAUGAUGAUGUUGUCAGUGAGGAUGCUUUAAGUAUAAAAAGUGAGCCAGCAGAACUUAACGUGAAUGUUAAUCCUAUGAUUGGGCUGCGUCUGGAAGCAUUCUACCAAGAAUUGCAUCGUAUGUAUCCAACUCCACGACUUGCCUCUUCUUUUGUAGUUCCAUCAAGAGUUUCAAAAAACGAUGAGCGGCUACUAGAAUCAUCUUCCAUGGAUUGCGAAGAAGUAUUACAAAGAGGAGAUAAAAAUCAGUUCAUUCAUACAGAUACUUCUUUAGAUGUCGAACGCCCUGGUGUUAUUUGUAAAAGGCAUUUUAUUAGGACGUUACGUCACCCAGACGGGGUCUCAAACGAACAGCUCAAUAAACAGUUUUUACAUGAUGAAAUUAUAAGCUCUCAUAAAGACUCGACGGCUAGUUUUCACAGAAGAACCGGAAGUAUGGACAGCCGUGAAUAUGAAAAUAGAAAGUUUUCUUCGCACAGCCAUACAACUUGUGAUGAUGAAUACAGACUUGAAAAGUGCAGUUCCUUUCAACAUCCCGUCCUUACCACACCUUCCAUAUCGUUCACCGCUCUUCCUAGAGAUAAUUCUAACAGUCCAUCACUUGAUGACCACAGAACACUCUCUCAUCAACAGUUAUCAUCUAAAGAUCAUUCUAACGUUGAUUUAGUUUCAAUGAACCAUCCAUUCUACGAAACUAAAGCCUUUUCUGCAAACUUUGAGAGAGUUCCUGGAGCAUUGGCUAAUUAUUUGUCCCAUAGUUCUUCCAAGAAACUUGACCAACAGUCAAUUACAGGACAGUCAGGAGGUAAGAGAAUACCUCUAAAACCAGACAAACACUGGAAGUUGUUAGGUCGGACUGGAGGGUUUUUAAAGAAAAAUCAUAUUCCACGUAGCAUCUCUUCCACAAACGAGGAUUAUUACAAAACUAUGUCUAGUAGCCAAAGAAAGUUAAGUCUGCAAAAUUCAGAGCAGUCGACAGAAACAGAUGCUAUUUCAAUGACUCUUCCAUCUCCGUACUCUAAAAUCACCAAAGCUAAAAAAGCUCACUGUUCGAGUGAUUACAGUGGCAGUUGUGAACUUGUCUCUGCCUGUAUUGAAAGAAGAGAGCCUAAGCUCAGUGCUGAGACUCAUUGUUCGGGGAAUAGUAGUGGGUACGAAAGCAUGCUUCGUGACAGUGAGGGUACGUCGUGCAGUCGAGACUCGGAAAGCGAAGGACCUGGAGUACGAAGAGGCAACGAACAGAAAGAUUCGAAAAGGAAAAUUUUAGGGUCGUUUCACAGAAGUCGUUCUGCUCCUGCGCGCACUGCAGUGGCCAACGGUGGCGGCCGUUCACAAAGUCCUUCACCGGUAAGCAGCCAACCUCGUCCAAUCAGAGAUCGGUCUCACCGCCAGAGUCGAAGUAGUAAAAGUGGCGACGAAGAAGUCUCCUGUACUGGAUUUUUUUGCUGUAGAAUGAUGGAUCUUUAUUGACCUUAAAAGAAGUAAUGAUGCUUAUUGUAAAUGCUGAUACUUUAUGUUUCCAUGUGCUGUACCCACAAACCACCUUACUUUUAAACAAAAAAAAACUUUGCAUGCCCCCACCUGAAAAAAAAGGGGGGGGACUGUUAAUAAUUUGAAAACCUGCAAUAUGUUAUCUAGCUUGUAAUUAGGAGCGUUGGAAAAUUUUUUCUAGAUACAAUAAAUAUGACUCAUUAUGCUAAAGACACCAAUAGAGGACUCUAAAAUCAAGUCUCCGGUAAAAGGUAAAGUACUUUUAAAUUUAAUAAUUCUGGCCUCGUCGGUGUCAUUAGUUUUAUGCCUAUUUUACAUGAAAUGCAUUUUUAAUUUAAUAUAGAAGCAGGUUUAAUAUUCUGAAGUAUAUUGAUCUCCAUAGUUCUGGUGAUUUUAAUGUAAUAUGCAUGCGUUAUAAUUGUUUUAACCCUCAUCAGCGUUCGUUUUAAAGGCAGAAAAUGAAUGCAAACCUUGGGUCUAAUGCACAACAAUUCUAUUCUGUUUUGCAACUCAUAUUCUAUUAAGAAAGUAGUUAUUUACAUGAAAUAUUUGGUUGUUUAAAUGCCAAGAAUAUUUGUAAAGACUUUUUUCUUUUGUCUGCCAUGUGUAUGGCUUAAGCAGCACCUAUGAUCGUAAGUUUGCAUCCAACUACAGUUCAGGUAAAUUUAUCGAAAAAUAUAUUACAAUGAGCAAAGAAAAAGAAGGUAAUUAGUUAAACCUGAAUACCCUUAUAGCAGGUACUAAAUCCCUGACUUAAUCAAGAUUAGUUUACAUAACGUUAUAUGGUAAGAAUUUCAUCUUACCUGGAGAAUAAAGAGAUAUCGAAUCUUCUCACACCCCAAACCAUGAGUUGUUUUCUUUCUGUUGGACCAACUAGUGCAAAGUUAAAUCGAACGUAAAGACAGUAAUUUUUUUUUUUACCAAUGGCAUCAAUAUUUAAAACCCUUCAAUAAUGCAAAUACUAUAUCCCUUAUUACUGGACGCGGUCAACAUA
This is a messenger RNA of Limulus polyphemus (Atlantic horseshoe crab), 3210 nucleotides long. RefSeq lists its product as uncharacterized. The record is from RefSeq and is a predicted model, not a curated record. Bases 36 to 2195 code for a protein of 719 amino acids. Gene Ontology annotation, biological process: microtubule-based movement. NCBI's taxonomy places the organism in Eukaryota, Metazoa, Arthropoda, Merostomata, Xiphosura, Limulidae. Gene Ontology annotation, molecular function: microtubule motor activity. The transcript has 2 exons.